This is a messenger RNA of Suillus bovinus, 1081 nucleotides long. RefSeq lists its product as uncharacterized. The transcript has 4 exons. Lineage: Eukaryota; Fungi; Basidiomycota; Agaricomycetes; Boletales; Suillaceae. The record is from RefSeq and is a predicted model, not a curated record. Bases 428 to 1081 code for a protein of 217 amino acids.
GAGUCUCCUGCCAAUGAACCUCAAUUUCAGACUGUCCUUGGUCGUGGGCACCAUGCUAAAAAUACCACAUGCUUGACUGAGAGCAUCACGGCAGAAUUGGAAGGUAGUCAAGAUGUUCCUGCUGCUAAGUCUAAGCCACGGAGAAGCAAGAAGUCGAAAACCACCCAGAACCGCUUCAAUGGUCUUACCAUCGAGGGUGACCUGGACGACGAAGGGAGUGACUAUGUCAGUCCUUCAGGUUCGCAGUCAGAUACUACAUCAGACUCUGGUCAUGAAUCCGACGUCAUUGAGAUUACUGAACGAAGAGCUCGCUCACUUGUUGCCUUCGAAAACGGUUCCGGAACGAAUGAAUAGGCGCAACGAAGCAGCAAGCACAUAGCCAAGAAGUCAACCACUCAAGCUUUGGUGACUGCAACUGCAACUGCCAAUGCGCAAGAAAAUUCUGCUGAAGACGUUGCACCCCUUCGAAGUUCUGCUGCCCACUGUCAAGGCUGCCAAGCGGAACCCGAUAUACCACUUCUAUGAUGUUGUACAGUUAAAUGCUGCAGGUCAGGUUGGCGAUGCAGGAGACAGACAUUACAAAUGUCACUUGGGUAAUUGGAAGGUUCUCACUAUCACACGUGCAAUGAAAAGCAGCUUGAAUGGCCUGAUUGGGCAUCUCAAAACACAUUUUCCACCUAUGUACUGGUUAUACCUCAUCUUGAAGUCGCAUGGAACACCUCCCACUGAAGACGAGCUCAAAAUGGCACGAGGCAAAAAAGUUCUCGAUCCAGCAGCAGCAGCAGCAUACGUGACACAGCUUGAACAAGCAUCUGCAAAUCUUGUCGACGCCUUCAACAAACAAGUCAACAAAGCAUUUGGUGACUGGAACCAAGACAAAUUCGAAGACCUGCUUGUGAAAUGGCUUGUUGCAUGUGACCAGCCGUUUGACGAGGUUGAAAAGCCAGAGUUCAAAGCAUUCAUUGAGUACACUCACCAAGGUUCGCUAUGUAUCCCUGGACGAAUGGCAAUCAAAUGUCAUAUCAUGAAGAUGGGUGACAAGACUAUCCAAGGAAUCAAAGAUAUGGUUCAGGUAGGUUGA